Molecule: messenger RNA, 1140 nt
Organism: Aspergillus thermomutatus
Lineage: Eukaryota; Fungi; Ascomycota; Eurotiomycetes; Eurotiales; Aspergillaceae
Product: glycoside hydrolase family 28 protein
Exons: 4
Coding region: 1-1140 (379 amino acids)
Biological process (GO): pectin catabolic process
Cellular component (GO): extracellular region
Molecular function (GO): polygalacturonase activity
Source: RefSeq, a predicted model, not a curated record
AUGUUGAAACUGAUCGGUUCUCUCGUGCUCCUUGCCUCCGCGGCCGAGGUCAUUGCCUCGCCCGUCGCCGAGCCAAUUAUCACCCCGUCCCCAACUCUGGCGAAACGGGCGACGACUUGCACGUUCUCCGGGUCCAAGGGGGCCUCCUCUGCGAGUGCCUCUCAGACAGCCUGCUCUACUAUCGUCUUGUCUAACAUCGCUGUGCCCUCUGGUACGACCUUGGAUCUCAGCAAGCUGGCAGAUGAUACCACAGUCAUCUUCGAGGGCGAGACAACCUGGGGCUACGAGGAGUGGUCGGGCCCCCUGCUGCAGAUCUCCGGUACAAACAUCAAAGUCGAGGGUGCGUCGGGUGCGUACCUGAACCCCGACGGCGCCCGCUGGUGGGACGGCGAGGGCAGCAACGGCGGCAAGACGAAGCCCAAGUUCUUCUACGCGCAUGAUCUCACCUCGUCGUCCAUCACCAAUCUCCACAUCCAGAACACGCCUGUCCAGGCGGUCAGCAUCAACGGAUGCGAUGGCCUGACCAUCACCGACAUGACGAUUGACAAUUCAGCCGGUGACAGUGCAGGCGGCCACAACACCGACGGAUUUGAUAUUGGCUCCAGCUCCAACGUCGUCAUUACAGGGGCGAACGUCUACAACCAGGACGACUGUGUCGCCGUCAAUUCCGGCACUGAUAUCACCUUCAGCGGUGGGGUCUGCUCCGGUGGCCAUGGGCUGUCGAUUGGCAGCGUUGGUGGCCGAUCCGAUAAUACCGUCGAUACCGUUACCUUUGAGAACUCUGAGGUCAAGAACUCGGCUAACGGUAUCCGCAUCAAGGCCACCGAAGGCGACACCGGUACAAUCACGGGAGUCACCUACUCAGGAAUCACCCUGAGCUCCAUCACCAAGUACGGUAUUCUCAUUGAACAGAACUACGACGGCGGCGAUCUCAAGGGCGACCCGACAUCCGGCAUCCCCAUCACCGACCUGGUCGUCGAGAACAUCAGUGGCUCAGGCGCAGUGUCGUCGAGCGGCUACAAUAUCGCCAUUGUCUGUGGCAGUGGGGCCUGCUCUAACUGGACCUGGAAGAGCGUCGCUGUGACCGGCGGCAAGACCUACGGCAGCUGCGAGAAUGUUCCCAGCGUUGCCUCUUGCUAG